Molecule: messenger RNA, 5387 nt
Organism: Haliotis rufescens (red abalone)
Lineage: Eukaryota; Metazoa; Mollusca; Gastropoda; Lepetellida; Haliotidae
Product: bcl-2-like protein 2
Exons: 2
Coding region: 144-725 (193 amino acids)
Biological process (GO): extrinsic apoptotic signaling pathway in absence of ligand; regulation of apoptotic process; intrinsic apoptotic signaling pathway in response to DNA damage
Cellular component (GO): mitochondrial outer membrane
Molecular function (GO): protein heterodimerization activity; protein homodimerization activity
Source: RefSeq, a predicted model, not a curated record
CGUGACCUUUGACCGGCUUCAUUCACUGACAGACGAGCUCAGUGGCAAAGGAAGGGCUAGUGGAAACCGGCUCCGGCUACUCUCUGUAAUGGUGUGUGAAGCUCCCACAGACAUUUACGAAUAUCCAGCAAUGAUUUGUGAAAAUGUAUUUCAAUAAUAAUCCAGGAGACACAAUGGAUACGCGGAAUAUUGUUGUGGACUAUGUCAAAUAUCGUCUGGAACGAAAUGGCUACGUGUGGCAAAAUGGACCUGCGAUGGAAAAUGGGGCUAGCAGAGUUUGCAACACUAUGCGUAGUAUAGGCGAUGAAUUCGAGGAGAGAUACCGGAGUCAGUUUGAAGAAAUGGGAAAUCAGUUGCAUAUUACGCCAACUACAGCGUAUCCAACAUUUCAUGCAAUUGUCAAUGAGCUAUUCGCGGAUGGUGUGAACUGGGGCCGAGUGGUCGCUUUGUUUACUUUCGGGGGCUCCCUCGCAGUGAGGUGUUUUGAGCAAGAUAUGCCCCAGAUUGUGGAUUCAAUAAUUGACUGGGUUUCUACAUAUGCAGACAAUAAUUUAUCACAAUGGAUUUCCGGUCAAAGUGGAUGGGAAGGGUUUGUAGCAUUUUACGAACAAGGCCCAGAGAAGCGAAACGAGAACCCUUGGCCUUCAUUACGGCAGAUCUGUGGAUACGCAGCUGGAGCCAUAGGGGUACUUACCCUGGGAGCCAUUCUCACGCAGAAGUCCUGACGCUAGUAGGGACAACAACACCAUGCGACCAAACUCUCUGUCAAUACUUUGGAGAUAAAUAUGUGUGAUAUUUAUUUCCUCAGUUGUGAAAUCUGGCUUUAAAUGUGUGGACCCAAAUCAGUUCUCUAGCGGUAUUUGGCUUUGUUGUUGUCUCUCUGUCUGUGUGUCACAACAUGAUCAGUUGGACUCCCAGAAUGCAACAGCCAUACAGGAAGUGGAUCAACAGUUGAACUAAAGUUUGGUGUUUCUCCAUGUAUUGUGGAUACAUGUAUACAGAAUCUUCUGGAUGACCUCAUACUUCCAACAUGUCAGUUGGGAAAAAGACAGUGGUAUAAACAGUUUUAAAAUUCUUGGGGGGAAAACGCCAUGAAAUGGAUAUGGCAUUUGUCUUUUGUGAGAUGCUUAUGACAUGAGCAGUGAACUCAUUAUGGCUGAAUGCUAACUAAUUCACAAGACGGGAUAAACAGGGAUAUAUAUUGAAUUAUUAACAGCAGGCGUCAGACAUGUGCGACACUUAUUCACAAGUGUGAGUCAUAAUGGCGAAGUGAUUUUAAUAACUUUUCAGGGAAGUUUUUACAAAAUUUGUAGGAUACAUGUUCAUCUGAUGUUAUGAAUGCCUUUUAUUUAUUUCCUACACAACAACUCAUUCAUUUUAUUAAUUAAUUCAUCAUAAAUAUUAGUCGCUAGCCAAUCGGUACUCUUCAACCGUUUCCUUUGUUCUUUAUUAUGUUGUUUUCAUCAAUCUGUUUCUGAUGCAGGCGUGUUCAUUGUAUGUAAAUGUCAUGCAAUGCCUACUGAAACAGUUUUUGAGUAUUAUGAAGAAUUUUAUUGACCUAUUUCUGUUGUUACAUAUUAAGUGUAUAAGGCCUGACAAAGAUUCUGAUGUGGAUGUGCUUGUCUGCUGCAGUACCUUUGUAAUUGAGGUUGUUAGUUUAAAUGAGAUUGGGACGAAACAGUGAAAUACUGUUAUUUGCAGAAAUAAUUGGUGGAGCUGGAAUGCAAAUGUAUUUUCUUUGCUUUGUUAAAUGUUAAAUGCUAUUACUUAUAAUUUAUAUUUACCAGUCGAUAAAAGAAAUCAUGAACACAUGAAAAUGAGGUACUUUAGUUGUCCUAUAUUGAAUCAUAUCAUACAAACUCUUAAACAAUAUGACAUGUGAAGGCAUGUGACAGAUGACCUAGCUUUAACAAUUGACCUACACUACCCUGGUCCCCGUUCCACUAAGCCAUCUUAGCGCGAAGGUGAUCGUAACUCCCAUACUUUAACACUGGCUUACGAUAGUCGUAGCGCUAAGAUCGCUUUGUGGAACAAUGCCCUGGAAAAGUUUCCGAGGUUGUGACGAGAUUCACAACAUCAAACUUAACUCUUAAAGAACCGUUUUAGAUCACCAAAAGGAAUGACGAGGGACUUGGUUCAAACAAUUAUCAAGGGUGGAUACAGCAUUCUUAAAAGGGAGGGGUCCAAAGUAUCCAAAUCCUCUCUGUGUGCCUCUCUGUGUGCGUGCGUGCGUGGGUGGGUGCGUGCGUUCGUGCUACAAUGAAAAGGCAGGGGACUCUCUGGAUCCGCCUAUGAUUAUGGUAAAUUAGUGUCUUUUUUACAAUUACAUGUAUAAUCAUAAUAAUGUGCUCCCCAUAUCAAUAGCAGGGGCAUGGGUAAUGAUGGCGCCACUCAGUUCACUCCCUAUCAAUAUUGAGGGCAAAAUAUUUUAUUUAUUGAUUGGGGGAACAGACUUUAUUGAAAAGUCCUCUGGAGAAUAUCCAGAGUUUGGCCACUACAGCUGCAGUGAUAAGGCUGUGGGUGAAGUUGGGUCAAGGACCAAUGUUUGAUCGCACAAAGAUUGUUGUUACUCAGUUGAUAACUAAACUGUACUUGCAUGACCUCUGACCCUGCAGAAUGACAAGAUGUCCGUUCUGCCCCACCCUGGGAUCGACAUGCUUCUGUCUCAGAACUUCAUUGCAAUAUUCCAAAGUUAGAUGAAUGUGGAGGAUGUCUUCAACACAAUGUUCAAGACAUACAGCUAACAUAAUUACUCAAAACCCAUUAUUCUUGAACUCAUUAUGUUUCAAAUGACGAACAUUACAGAGAUAGAAGCUAACAUUUUAGUCCACCAGUCUUUAUAAUGAUAACAUAUUGAAAAAACCUCCAAUUGGCAAAUUUCUACUAGUUCUUAUACCUUAACUAUUGGGCAGUUUGGCUAGGACUGCAGGACUAGUACCAAUUUCUAACGCUGCAUUAUUUUUUGUCUUAUCCUUUAAUGUGAAACGGGAAAUAUUAGGGAAUAUUAUUUCUUGAUGCAAUGUUAUUUCCUGUUCCUUGCGGACUUGUUUCUUGACAUAUUUUUGUAGGUCAGAAGAACGUUUGAGUUAGAUGGUCCACAAGACAUCCAGAAUGUGCAAUUAUGAUGAUCCCUCUUAAUAGUCAUGUGUAUAUGGGGUCUUACAGCCUGAAAACGACCCAUCCCACGCCACAAUAAUGUUCUUCAGAUGCCAUGUUUAACGUCACAAGGUACACAGCAGUAUUCAGUACCAUGAAUAAUGUAAUCAGCAGCAAGAAGAGGUCUUUUCUGGGUAGUUUUGAACAUAAUAAAAGUUAAAUUAAUCAAUUAGAUAUUUUAGAUCAAGAAACAUAGUGUAUCAGUCAGGGUCCCUCGUUUAUAUGUGGAACAUUGAUACUGUGAUUAAGACACACUUGUGCCCAGUUCGUGACCAGGGCCACCUUUCCACAAAACAAUCUUAGCACUAAGAUGGUCGUAAUUUCUAUAUUUUAACAUUGCUUGCGAUAGUCUUAGCACUAAGAUCGCUUUGUUGAACAUGGCCCUGAAGUUGGUUAUUAUUGAAGGAAUAGUAAAACUGUCUACAACUGAUCACUUCUUUGAUAAAAAAGGUUUAGUGAUCCUGUGGAUGGUUUGAUGAACGCAGGCUUUAGAAAUGAAGUAAGAUGACACACUGUCUGAACCUUUGUCUAGAACAUGUAGAAGUUGAUAUCAUUGUGAAGGAUUUGUGAUGUCUUUGAUUGGUAUGAGAAUGUUCAUCCCAAACCUGGAUGAGUAGGAGGUUUUCUUGAUGUGAUCACAUUCAUUUUGCAAUUGUUGAUUUGAGAUUGUUGUUUGUUGUAAAUAUAGUUUACAUUGUGAUGAUAUUCAAAACCUUGCGUUUGGACACCAUAUGAAUAUAAUACUUUUGAUAGGUGCCAAAUUUAUUUUGACUUUUGAUGUUGUACGAUUGCAUUGAUGAUAUUGAUCAUUUACAGUGCUGUGGAAGCACCUGGUGACCAUUAUGUAGUGCUAGAUUUACUUCUGGAAAACCACUUUGAGAGUGUUAUCAUGGUUAUCAGAUUCCACUUUUAGGAUGUACUCGUGUUUAUCAUUUCAACAUAUACUAUGGAUUUUCUUUUUCAAGCAUUUUAAAUUACACAAGUUUGACAGAGCCAAAAUACAUCAGUUUGAGGUCAUUAUUAAUAGUGUGUAGUGUAUUUGUGCUAAGUCUUCUCAAGUGCUCUGUUCAUUAUCUUCAAAAUGUGACAAUAUGAAGGCUCAUUCUAACCAUGCUAACAGGUGCUUGAUGCCAAAAUGUAAUCAAUAGAAAUUAUAAUAUGGAUAAGAGUUUGAACUGUUUGGGCAUCAAGUGACUGAAUAGUGUUGUCAUGCCGAUAGAUUCUGAUGUUAAUGGCAACAUGGUAUAUGUAUAUAUAUAUCAAUCUAUAUCCACAUCACCUUCAAUGUCAGUAUAUAUAUCUUCCCUCCAUGUUCUGAUGGGUCCAAUAAUUCAUAUUCACAUGGAAUACCUGGUCAUUGAGUCUGUGGGCAUCAGUCUAUAUGUGGUCACUGAAGAUCAUAUAGUGCUUAGAUUGAUACCUGGGUAAUGAUUUCAAAUUAUUUAAAAAUGUUGAGUUCAAAGAUUAGACGUUUGAAAAAGUUUUACUUUGAAAUUUGAACCCAUGGGUCGAGUUUUGGCUUCAUGUGAAAGCAGGUUUAUUUGUUUCAACCUUUGCAUGGUUGUUUUUGGUUAUGUUUAAGAAAUGGUUUAUUUUUAUGUCAUAUUUUGAAUAUUAAUAGCAGAAAAAGUUUAUUCACAAACAUACUGAUUUUCUUGUAUAUGUUGCAGAAGCAACUCGAGAUGACAAAAACCCUUGAUCAUGUCAAGUUUGUAAAGAAGCCUAUAUCUCUUGUAUUGUUGAUAUCAUUGUCCUUAUAGAAGAAUGUCAUCUGGUGAUUUAUAAGAUAAUCAUUGUUUUUGGAUAGCCUAACUUUCAAGAAUAUUUAAAACAUCUGAAUUAUUAACCAUUAUUUGAGCCAAAAUGGAUAAAACAUUAAAUUAUUAAUAUUGUUAAGUCCUAUGUUCAUCCUGUAUACAUUAAAACCUAUUAAGAUGCCCUUUUGUUUUAGGAGUCCCUGGUGUUCAGUGUCUAAAAGAUACUGCUUUUGUUGAUGUCUUUUUGUGGCAAACUACAAUUUGGUAGAAUCACCAUGACAACAGUGAUGAAUGUACAAAGGAAAGGGCAGUUAGUUGUGGCUGGUGGUUCAAUUGUUACUUGUUAAAGGAAAGACAACCACACAUGUAGAUGUGAAUCAGUUCAGUCCAGUAAUCCAUGCAUCUCCGUGUCUUGUGACUGUGUUAUAGUGUAAAAUAAGAUCAUACAUUUCAUGAAUAAAAGAGAGAAAACAU